AUGAGUCCGAUCGUGUUGACUCAACUGGCAACGGGUCUCAGCGUUUUAGCUGGGGCGGUUCUGGUGAAGUCAGUAAUGGACCAGAACCCGAUGAUGGGUCCGGGACAGAUGCCCAGAUGCCACAGUUGCAACGGAACGGGUCGGGUCUCGUGCAUGUGUACUCGCUGGUCGGACGGUGACGUUGGUUGUCGGACUUGUGCCGGGUCUGGUCGUAUGGCUUGCAACAGCUGCGGUGGUACGGGAACCGGCCGGCCAAUUCCAGUGCAGCUCUCUGUUCGACCUUCGAACCGGCAUUCCUCAGAGUAA
Messenger RNA from Fraxinus pennsylvanica, 306 nucleotides. NCBI's taxonomy places the organism in Eukaryota, Viridiplantae, Streptophyta, Magnoliopsida, Lamiales, Oleaceae. The record is from the annotation of a GenBank genome assembly.